Spirodela intermedia is the source of this 1478-nucleotide messenger RNA. The record is from the annotation of a GenBank genome assembly. NCBI's taxonomy places the organism in Eukaryota, Viridiplantae, Streptophyta, Magnoliopsida, Alismatales, Araceae.
AUGGUUCAACAUCAACCACACAUAUACAGAGCGAGGCAGUCAAAACUAAAACAAGAAUUACAAAGCGCAAUACCACUCAAACCUAAUUUUCACUAAAUGCGUGUUCUACUUGAAUCUAUUUGAGAUGAAAACGGUGAGCAAAAGUCACAGAGUUGGGAUUUCAAAUGAACUAAGAGAACGUGUUAAGCUCUAUGAACAUCAGCCAACCUCGAUUUUUGCAUGAACAGAACAGUCAUAACAGGCCUUUAAUUUUUUUCACAAAAUUCAUUUUAUUUUUUCUUUCAGUCUGGUUCUCCAUGUACUUUUGGAAAGAAAGAUCGUUUUCGUUUCGCGAUCAGAUGGAAAGAUCUUUUAUCAUGAUUUAAGUUUCUAUUAAAUGUUUUAAAUUUCACUUUGUUUCACUGAACUGUGGCUUCCAAUUACUGAGAAAAGUAAAGGAAAAUCCUCAUUACUGCAGAGCCAGAUAUAGCUAAUUAAUAGGCGAGUGUUGCUCAUAAUUCAUGGCAUUUCCCCGGGAAACAAAGCUCCAUUAUUAUCGAGGAUAUAAACUGAAGAAAUACCAAGAUAGAAGAACUGAAGCCUGAAGAAAAUAAAAGAGAACAGAGACCUCAAGGAAACCAAUCGCUUUGCCAGCACUUUCUCCCGCGAGCCGCACACUAUGAGUCUGAAAAAUGAAACACGAGUAAGUGACGCUAAUGUCUGACUCAGAUGUUGAGCGAUAGCUAGGAUUGCAUCAGGUUACAAAAAGGGUCGGGACUUUGGCGCAGCAUCUCGCUAAAAAAUCAUAGGAAAGAAAGUUUCCCUCACCUAAUGUAUGCUGAAAAAACGUUCUCAGCAAAUGAGUAGGCCACGUCUUCGUAGGAUAAUUGCAGAAAGGGGGCAUCAUGGGCGCACCUGCAUGAGGAGCUUGAUGCGGUCCAGCGGUGCGGUCACUGUCUUCGCAACCGCGCCAGCCGCCGCCCCAGCGGCGAAGAGAGCAGCGUCCUUUGGUACAAGGGCUAACAGAGCCAGGGGGUGCUUCAGGAACAGCUCGGUGGAUGGCCAUGACUUCUUGUCUUCGCCAUUCACAAUGCCUGCGUCCGCGUCUCUCCGACUGCUGGCGGCCGGCACGGCAGAAACUCGGUCUUGCUUGCUGGUAGCGGCGCUUUUUCCUCCAAGGACGACAAGGGAGGCGAAAGGCCCUCGAGAUGCCGGCAAGCCUUGGGAAGAAUCCGGGACAGCAAUGCCCCCUCCUCCGCCCAAUUCCUGUUCCAUAAGUCCUCCUCCCUCGCCGGCCCUGGUGGACUCGAGCAGGGACGGUACGUGGUGCCACACCAACGCGCCCUCCCGCAUUCUGCCUCCGCGUUUCGCGGUGAGAAAAACGACGCAGGAGAGGAGAAGGGAGGGGACAGGAGAGUAGGGGAGGAGGAAGAGGAGAGGAGGAUGGAGCGAGGGGAAUACCGAACGGCCGCGCGCGCCAAGACCGGAGUCUGCGGUGA